AAAUCUCGAGUUUGGUUUUUAGGUUUCAUGUAGGGGGUUGGGCGGAGAAUUCAUCGAGUCCGUUUCUUUGUAAUGGCAUACCUUUGGGUCGCUCUAGAACAUGGGAUCGCAAGGUCAAAUUAGCGAGGCUCUUUGUUCCCUUCCAGAGUCUCUUGCUCAAUCGGGGAAACCGAAAAUCGAGAUCUCCCGGCAAUCUCGUUUAAUAAGAUCACGGAGUACACGGGGGGACGAUGCCAUCGAGGCAGCUGGAAUAUUUCACUAUGCUUGUCUUUCCCCCACUGAUGGGCGCGUAACAGCCAUGGAUCGAAGAGGCGUCCUUGUAUACGAUGUGAGUAUCGUGUUUCUAGCACUGAUCUGGGUUAUGGUGCCUCUACGACUGUAUGUCCGCAUCGGGAUGAAAAGGGCGUUUGGCUAUGAUGACUUUUUCCUGAUUCUUAGCUUGAUUUUCUGCAGUACGCAUCUGAUCCUUCCACUGUGUGAGCCUGUGUGUAAUGUGCGAGCGGAUGUCACCACCUUUUCCCCUGGCGGCAUGGAAGAUAACUUGCGGUGCUUUUUUGUGGGCCAGUUGUUCUAUGUCCUUGCCAGCGGUACGAUUAAGAUUUCGUUCUGCUUCAGCUUAUAUCGCCUCCUUGUCACUCGAUGGAAACAACUCUUCGUUUGCGGAAUCAUGAUCGUCGUCUCGAUCAUCGGCCUGUUCUACUUCUUCUGGUUGCUUUUCCAAUGCAAUCCGGUGGCAUAUUUUUGGCAACGCGUGACGAACCCCGGCGGAGGAUCCUGUCUGGUCCCGACUACCAUGGUCGGCGCAGUAUACGCCCAUGCUGUCGUGAUGCUCUUGUCCGAUACCUUCCUGGCCGUGUUACCCAUUUUCAUCGUGAAAGACCUCCAAAUGGGCUGGAAAUCAAAGCUGUCGGUGGUUGGCAUCCUCGCAAUUGGAUCGUUGCCUUCUGUUGCGACUAUUGUGCGGAUCACUUUAAUACGCAGCUUGGAAAAACAACCCCGUGCCUUUGAUUUCCUCGGUCUCGUUGUCGACUUUGUGAUAUGGUCGGUUGUCGAAGCCGGAGCCAGCAUCAUAGCCGUAUCAGCCACCGCACUCCGGCCGCUGGCGACGAAGAUUUCCCUCGUGUCAAGCCUGGAGUUUUCGAGGGAACGGCAGACGGGGUUUACCACGGGCACACAUAAAGAUAUUCCUUUGAACACGUUCGAUAUCCCUCGAUCCAUUUCCCACGAGGCGAUCCUGGCAGACGAAGAACGGCAGGGCUCAUCGAAUAGCGUUUACACAGCACACGAGGGCCAUGAAGCAUGACGCCAGAAGAUCAACUGGGCCAAAUGUAUCCUGUAUUCUCACUUAAUGUUCAAAUAUCAAUACUCCAACUAGCCUCACGUGUAGUACGCCAAUCCAAUGGCC
Aspergillus ochraceoroseus IBT 24754 is the source of this 1405-nucleotide messenger RNA. RefSeq lists its product as uncharacterized. The transcript is spliced from 4 exons. Bases 101 to 1303 code for a protein of 400 amino acids. The record is from RefSeq and is a predicted model, not a curated record. NCBI's taxonomy places the organism in Eukaryota, Fungi, Ascomycota, Eurotiomycetes, Eurotiales, Aspergillaceae.